AUGGCUCAAAACAUGGCUCAAAACAUGGCUCAAAACAUGGCUCAAAACGUUGCUCAAAACGUUGCUCAAAACGUUGCUCAAAACGUGGCUCAAAACGUGGCUCAAAACGUUGCUCAAAAUUGGCUCAAAACGUUGCUCAAAAGUGGCUCAAAACAUGGCUCAAAAGUGGCUCAAAACGUUGCUCAAAACGUUGCUCAAAACGUUGCUCACCCUACUUUUGAAAUCCCGUUGGUGAGUUGA
Messenger RNA from Penicillium brasilianum, 240 nucleotides. The record is from the annotation of a GenBank genome assembly. Lineage: Eukaryota; Fungi; Ascomycota; Eurotiomycetes; Eurotiales; Aspergillaceae.